AUGAACGGAUCUUAUCACUUCUCCCCUCUGGCCCUCUGGCUGAACUCCAGUGGAGAUGAGGAGGGUUCUAGCGGUUUUAAUGAGGUGCCCAACGGGAGCGCAACACCGGAGGUUCUAUGUGAGCAGGUGCAGAUCCGUGCAGAGGUGUUCCUGGCCCUGGGGAUCGUCAGCCUGCUGGAGAACGUUCUGGUGAUCUGGGCGGUGGUGAAGAAUCGGAAUCUGCAUUCGCCCAUGUACCUGCUGCUGUGCAGCCUGGCGGCGGCGGACAUGCUGGUCAGCCUGUCCAACGCGCUGGAGACCGUCGUCAUAGCACUGCUCCAGAGCCGCAUGCUGUUGCUAGGGGAUCACUUCCUGCAGCUCGUCGACAACAUCUGUGACUCCAUGAUCUGCAUCUCGCUGGUGGCCUCCAUGUGCAGCCUCUCGGCCAUUGCCGUGGACCGUUACAUCACCAUCUUCUACGCCCUCCGCUACCACAGCAUUGUCACGGUGCGUCGUGCUCUGGCGGCCAUCUGUGGCAUCUGGCUCGUGUGUGUGGUCAGCGGCGUGGUGUUCAUCGUAUUCUCGGAGAGCACGACAGUGGUGGUGUGUCUCAUCACGCUGUUCUUCGCCAUGCUGCUCCUGAUGGCCACCCUGUACGUCCACAUGUUCCUGCUCGCCCGCAUCCACGCGCAGCGCAUCGCCGCCCUGCCCCCCGCCCUGGAGACCGGCGGGUACCCCCCCGACCCGUCUGCCGAUGACCCUGCCGUCGCCGCCCCAAGGCCGUUGCCACGGCGACGCACGGCCAUGAAGGGGGCCAUCACCAUCAGCCUGCUGCUGGGCGUGUUUGUGUGCUGCUGGGCGCCGUUCUUCCUGCACCUGCUGCUGUUGCUCACCUGCCCUCAGCGUCCACCCUGCCGCUGUUACAUGGCCCACUUCACCACCUACCUGGUGCUCAUCAUGUGCAACUCCGCCAUCGACCCGCUCAUCUAUGCCUGCCGCAGCCACGAGAUGAGGAAGACCUUCAGAGAGAUCCUCUGCUGCUUCACACACAGCUGCCACACUCCCGUCUGACACACA
This is a messenger RNA of Alosa sapidissima (American shad), 1056 nucleotides long. RefSeq names its product melanocortin 3 receptor (gene mc3r). Gene Ontology annotation, molecular function: peptide hormone binding; melanocyte-stimulating hormone receptor activity. The transcript has 2 exons. NCBI's taxonomy places the organism in Eukaryota, Metazoa, Chordata, Actinopteri, Clupeiformes, Clupeidae. Bases 1 to 1050 code for a protein of 349 amino acids. Gene Ontology annotation, cellular component: membrane. The record is from RefSeq and is a predicted model, not a curated record. Gene Ontology annotation, biological process: G protein-coupled receptor signaling pathway.